CCAACCUCAUUGAAUUUCAUAUAUACCCUUUGCCUGGCAUCACCACAACUUGAUCUUUUAAUUUCUAGUGCCUGGGAGAUUUUCAACCAACCCGAUAUGAAGGUCAAAGCAAUCAGCCGGUCGGUAUCGGCUCACCAGCCUCCCGGCUCCGACGUCGUCAAGCAGCAGCGCAACCUCGACAGCGCCUUGCAUCCAUUCGAACGAGCCCGAGAAUACCAGCGUGCCCUGAAUGCCGUGAAGCUCGAGCGCAUGCACGCUGCUCCCUUUAUCGCACAGCUCGGCGAGGGCCACGUGGACGGCGUCUACUCGAUUGCCAAAGACCCCAACUCGCUGGAACGCUUCGCCUCGGGCAGCGGUGACGGCGUCGUCAAAGUCUGGGACCUGACUUCGCGAGAACAGACAUGGACGUCGACGGCCCACGAGAACAUUGUCAAGGGCCUCGAGUGGACACGAGACCAGAAGCUCCUAACUUGCGGCGCCGACCGCAGCAUCAAGCUCUUCGACCCGUACCACACGUCCGACAACGCCGCGCCCAUCUCAUCGUGGCUCGGCGCCGGCGCCUUCAACAGCUUGUCCAACCACCGCUCCAAGAACGCCUUUGCAGCCGCAUCAAGCGUCAUUUCCAUUUAUGAUUUGGAGCGCCACAACGCGGCGCCCGAGGUCCUCAAGUGGCCCAACUCCACCGACACCAUCACCAACGUCAAGUUCAACUACGUGGAGACGUCGAUUCUCGCGUCGUGCGCCACGGACCGCUCCAUUGUCAUUUACGACCUGCGCACCUCGACGCCCGUCACAAAGACGGUGCUCAGCUUCGCCACGAACCAGAUUGCCUGGUCGCCCAUGGAGGCCUUCAACAUGGCCACGGCGUCCGAGGACCACAACAUCUACCUCUUCGACAUGCGCCGCUUCGACCGCGCCCUCAACGUCCUCAAGGACCACGUUGCCGCCGUCAUGGACGUCGAGUUCUCCCCGACGGGCCAGGAGCUUGUGUCUGCGUCCUGGGACCGCACCGUGCGUCUCUGGAACCGCGACAAGGGCCACUCGCGCGAUGUCUACCACACAAAGCGCAUGCAGCGUGUCAUGGCGUCCAAGUGGACGCCUGAUUCGCGGUACAUCUUGUCGGGCUCGGAUGAUGGUAAUAUCCGUCUGUGGCGUGCGAAUGCUUCGCAGCGCGAGGGCGUCAAGUCGACCCGCCAGCGCCAGGCCCUCGAGUACAGCGAGGAGCUCAUCAACCGCUUUGGCCAUAUGCCGGAGAUUCGACGUAUCCGCCGCCACCGUCACAUUCCCAAGGUGGUCAAGAAGGCGACGGAGAUCAAGAAGGACGAGCUCAAGAGCAUCAAGCGCCGCGAGGAGAACGAGCGCAAGCAUACCAAGAAGCAGUUCGAGAGCCGCAGGAGCGAGAGAGAAAAGAUGGUGCUUGGCAGAGAAAAGUGAGAGCUGCGUGGGGGCUGCUAAGUGUGUGUAUAAAGAUGCUGCGAUUUAUAGUAGGAUUUGGUUUUUACUCGGCGUUUGCAUGGCAUGGCAUGGCGUUUCUCUGUUUUAUUUCAUGGGCAGAUAUGUUCGUUUACAAUUGAUACAUACAUUUCUUUUUAAAGUUUUACAGUCA
Messenger RNA from [Torrubiella] hemipterigena, 1606 nucleotides. The record is from the annotation of a GenBank genome assembly. NCBI's taxonomy places the organism in Eukaryota, Fungi, Ascomycota, Sordariomycetes, Hypocreales, Clavicipitaceae.